AUGGGCAAGAAACACAAGAGAGGGUCCCAGAGCUCUCAUGCGGGUCUUCAGCGAGAUGCUUCGAACACAUCUUCAAACAAUCUGUCGCCAAAGACUCCAGCUACCCGUCACAGCGCCGGUUCAGGAUCAUUCCUCUCCGAUCCAGGCUUUGGUGAGCCCAGUCCAGAAAAAGAGCUGAGGAAGGACAUCAACAAUCUCCGCAUCACCGAAACCUCAGGGGGUGUUCAGCUUCCCGGACUUCCAUUCAAGACUUUCAAAAACGAAACCUUGAUCACCCCCAACGGCGAACCAACUGUUCUUCCUGCCACGUCUCCUACUGAAGCUGCUUCAGCGAUCUCCAGACUGUCUGCUGCAUCUCUAUCGUUCGUGCCUGUCACACCCUCUCCAAAGCCAAUUACCAAGCCCAUUUACCACGCAGAACCCGCAGGCCUCCCAACUCCGCCAACUCCUGGCUAUGAGAAAAUUCAGAAUCUGUUGCAGGAUAUUCGCGGCUCCCCAAGUCAUGGAUAUGGUGGCCAUGCUGCAAGAUGUCACGGAGGAUAUUUUCCAGGCAACAAUGGCGGAUAUAGUGGUCAUUCUAGAAGUCAAGGUGGACAUGCCCAGCAGAGCCAUUGCCACGCCCAAUUGGCUGGUAACAAUGGUCGUUACCCAACACCUCCAGGGCAUAUUGGCGGUUUGAGUAGAACACAUACUCCAAGCCCAGGUCCAUCGCCUGUUCAUUCGUACGAUUCUGUGCCGCGUGGGCCACGCAAUCCAGUUAUGCUCGCCGCUCAGCCUGCACGCCAUGUUCAAACUCUCGGCCGACGGCCACUGGGGGAAUUUCUUGCUCGCAAGGACCGAGGCAAGAAGGAUAUUCUCGUUACAGCUGAUGGCAUAACUCGCAACCACGUUCGCAUAACCGAGCGCCAGCUCCCCAACGGCAUCCCAUACCAAUCAUUCCACGAUGACUUUGACUCAUCAAAGUACAAUUUCGUCGAGGAGUUCAGGGCAAUGACGGCGGACGAGAAGGAAGGCUUCCUCACAACGAAUUCCAUUGAUAUUCUUGUUCAGAUGAAAGCUCCAGAGGAGCGAACUGGGUUAGCUACCACCGAGCCUGGUGCUAAAAUUGAGGAGUUGAAGGGAAAGAAGGGGAAGAGCAAGAACAGGAACAGGUCUACGAUUACAGAUGUGGAGGAUUCAAACGAAAGCAUGGAGUUUAAGGUCCUAAAUGUUGCAAACGAGGCCUCGGAUGUUCCUGGGAAGCCAUUUGCAAGCGUUGCAUCUAAAAGUGAAGUCUCUUCGCUCGAUGUUCUCAAAACGCUCGGUCCUGAGGUUUCCUUCUAUGCUAAGCGCUUGACCGUGACACUUGCCUUUCCUCCAUCCAAGAAUCCCGCCAAUCUGGCUCCAAUGCUUGGCGCAGGACCUGUCGCUCAAUUCACCAUUACACCACCCGCUGGCCCAGCCCAGAACUCCUCCAACUUCAUCUUGCUGAAGACGCUGGUCGACUAUAUCCACACCUUUAAGAGCCUUCACAACCUCAGUAUCAUCCUCCGUGUUCCCGCCACCCAACGCAUGCCCUUCACUAUGCGGCAACUGUACCACGUCCUCCCAUUCUACGAUCUCGGCUUUACAGACUGGGAUAUCAAAUACCUACCCGACAAUUUGAGCGUUCCUGCCAAGGUGCAAGGGUGGGCAGUUGGUCAGUUGGACCGUGAGCGGAACAAGAUUAUUGCAGAGCGCUUACGGAAGGUUGAAGAAGCUGUUUUCGUUCGAGGUAGUGUCAUGCCGGGUAUCAGCAAUGAGAACCUGAACGCUGCUGCGGCAUGUUUUAAUAACACUGUGGCUUCGAUUUCUACAUCCUCUGGUGCUCGACGUUCUCGAGGUUCUCGCUCUUCUCGUGCUUCUCAAUAG
Messenger RNA from Cadophora gregata, 1890 nucleotides. RefSeq lists its product as uncharacterized. The record is from RefSeq and is a predicted model, not a curated record. The transcript has 2 exons. Bases 1 to 1890 code for a protein of 629 amino acids. NCBI's taxonomy places the organism in Eukaryota, Fungi, Ascomycota, Leotiomycetes, Helotiales, Ploettnerulaceae.